Caenorhabditis elegans is the source of this 2393-nucleotide messenger RNA. RefSeq names its product RRM domain-containing protein (gene rbm-25). The record is from RefSeq and is marked reviewed. NCBI's taxonomy places the organism in Eukaryota, Metazoa, Nematoda, Chromadorea, Rhabditida, Rhabditidae. The coding region runs from base 81 to 2204 and encodes 707 amino acids. Gene Ontology annotation, cellular component: nucleus. Gene Ontology annotation, biological process: mRNA processing. The transcript has 12 exons. Gene Ontology annotation, molecular function: RNA binding; nucleic acid binding.
ACUCUUAAUACAUUGCCAUGCUCCACAACUUUUUUGUUUCAGGAAAAAAUCGAAUUUAGGACUUCGUUUUUCUCACGACCAUGGCUUUCAGACAAGGCUAUGGAGUGUCUUCGUACCCUCACUAUCCACAACAACAACAGCAAAUUGUUUUCGGACAGAUGAGAAUGCCGGGCCAGCACACGCCCGCGCAGCAAUCAAGCCAACAAAAACCAGAUUCGUCGCCAGUUUUUGUUGGAAACAUAUCCGAUAAAUGCAGCGAUGAGUUCAUCCGGAAAAUAUUAAACGAAUGCGGUAAUGUUGCGAGUUGGAAACGCAUUAAAGGAAGUAACGGCAAAUUGCAAGGUUUCGGAUUCUGCCAUUUCACAGAUCUCGAAGGAACUCUACGAGCGCUGCGCAUUCUUCACGAAUUUCAUUUGGGGGACAAAAAACUAACUGUAAAGCCUGACGAAAAAGUGCGUGAUGAUCUACGCAAAAAUGCUAUUGAAAAUAGGAAGAGACAAGGCAAAAAAGAACUGAAGUUAAAGCAUGACGAGCUACCUGCAGACGAAGAUGAUUUGAAAAAAGACGAAGAAAUUCGAUUGAAAAUACUUCAUUGGAUGGAAACUGAUCACAAGGAACUAUUUUCAAUCACUGAAGAUGGAGAACUCUCUGACGAGACCAAGAAAGUCAAGGGACAUGAUAGUAAAAUCGAAAAGCAAACCGUGCCAAGUUCGUCUUCAAAUCCAAAAAAGGAUGAACACAAACGAAAUCGCAAUCGACGCAGCCGCAGUCGCACAAGGAGCCGAGAAAGAACUUCACGACGAUCGAGAAGCAAAGAAUCGCCCAGAAGCAAGCGAUCACGUCGAAGCCGCUCCAGCUCAAAUUCAUCCUCAGAAUCGGACUCAUCUUCAUCUCGUAGUUCAUCAUAUUCUUCUCGAUCCAGGUCACGCACUCCUCAACGUAGCAGAACAUCUAAACGACGCCGAAGUAAUAGUCAUGCUUCAGAAGACAGCGAUGAUGCAAGGGAGAAACGUGCUUUCAAACAAAUGAUGCUUGAUAAGAAGCAAGCAUAUCUGGCUCGUCUGAAACGAUGGGAAUCAAGAGAACGACAAAUGUCGAAAAGGUAUGAACGAGAGGAACGGAAAGAGAAGGAUCGCAAAAAGACACUACAAAAGGAAGGCAAACGAUUAAAACUAUUCCUCGAGGACUAUGAUGAUGAGAAAGAUGAUCCAAAAUACUACACUUCUUCUCAAUUCUUCCAAAGAAAAAGAGACUAUGAACGUGAAAGGGAAGCUGAUCAAAAAGAUCGAAUGCAAGAACAGCAAGAGAUUGAAGAACUCAAAAGACAAAUUAUGGAAGAAGCUGCAAAUGAUGAGAGUAUUAACAUUGAAGAGGAGGCAAGGAAACGACACAAACUAAAGUUUCAGGAAGAAGAAGCAAUGCGAAAAAUGCGAGCUGAUAGUGGAAGUCCAAAUCCUCAUCAACCACUUGGUCAAUCGGCAAACGGAGAAAAGUCUUCGAGUGAAGAAGAGAGUGAUAGCGAAAAGACCGAUGUCAAAAAGGAAAUUAAGGAUGAAAUUAAAGAAGAACCAAUUGAUGUAGAUAUUUCCGAGCAUGUAGAUCCUAACACUGGUUCGUCUGGUACAAAUGGAAAUUUCGGAUGGAAAGCGAUUGGAGAUGACUCUUCUCUCAAUACAAAAAUAAACCGCCCUAUAGCUAACGGAAAUCAAAAUCAGCCGCAAAUUAAAAAAGAAGCAUCUCCUAUUCCAAUUGCUCAACGCCUCAGUGGUGUGUUUGGAAAUGAUGACGAUGAAGACGAUGUGCAUAGCAAAAAGAAGUUGAAACCAUUCGAGAUCACUAGAGAAGAGCGUAUGCAAGUCAUGUCAGCUGAAGAAAAAAGAGAGCUGACGAAGCAGAUAAUCAAAACUAUUCCUGCUACAAAAGAUGAACUUUUUGUUCAUAGAAUCGAAUGGGAUCAGCUAGAUGGGAAAUGGAUGAAUGAUCGAAUUCGUCCGUGGGUGGCUAAAAAAGUCACUCAAUUCCUUGGCGAAGAAGACAAAUCGUUCUGUGAUUUCAUCUGUGAUCAAAUUGAGAAACAAGCGACACCCCAAGAAAUACUCAAAGACGUCGCCGUCAUCAUUGACGAGGAUGCUGAGCAAUUUGUGAUCAAAAUGUGGCGACUUUUAAUUUAUGAGGGACAAGCCCGUCGUCUCGGAAUUACAUAACUACUUUCAAUAUUGGAAAUACAUUAUGCAAUCUUUUUACCACUCAUCCCCGCCUCUGUAUUGAGUUGUUCUUUACUUCAAAGACUCGUUUUACUGUCUAUUUCUCUCUCCCUCUCUGGAAUUCAUUCCAGUGAGCAGCUGACUUAAUAAUCGCUAUUAUAAUAUUAAAUUAAAUAUAGUUUUCUGUGC